Molecule: messenger RNA, 828 nt
Organism: Coffea arabica (coffee)
Lineage: Eukaryota; Viridiplantae; Streptophyta; Magnoliopsida; Gentianales; Rubiaceae
Source: RefSeq, a predicted model, not a curated record
AUGUUGAAAAAGGAGCUAUUGAAGAGGCAUAUUUUUGGAAAGGUUGCAGCAUAUACGUAUAUUAUUGAAUUUCAAAAACGAGGCCUUCCACACGCUCAUUUUCUUAUCAUUCUUAAACAAGGAAGCAAGAUGUACUCCCCUCAAGCAUAUGAUCGAAUUGUGUGUGCUGAACUUCCUGAUUCUCAUCAUCAGCCAUACUUACAUAGUCUUGUUGUGAAGCAUAUGAUGCAUGGACCAUGUGGGGCAAUGAAUCCAAAAUGUCCAUGUAUGAGAAAAAAUAUAGGUUGUAAGGACAAGUAUCCGAAAGAAUUCAAUGAAUCCACACGUCACAGUAGCAACUCAUAUCCUAUAUACAAACGUGCCGAUGACAAGAAAACAGUCAAAGUUCGUGCUCAUCAUCUGGAUAACAGGUGGGUAGUCCCCUAUAAUCCUUAUCUAUUAUCAAAGUUUAACUGUCAUCUUAAUGUAGAAGUUUGCUCAACUGUUCGAGCUGUCAAGUAUAUUUACAAAUAUAUAUAUAAAGGUCAUGACAAAAUCUUGUAUCAGCUCAAUAAAACUCAGGUCGACCACUCAUUUGAUGAAAUUAAAAGCUUUGUAGCUGCUAGAUGGAUAUCUGCUCCUGAAGCUAUGUGGCGCAUAUUUGCAUUUGAUCUGAAUGAAAUACAUCCAUCAGUGACUUUGCUCCAAGUACAUCUUGAAAAUAAACACCCUUUAGCAUUUCCUGAAAAUAGACCGCUUGAAAGUCUAUUGCAAAAUCCUACUUCUUCAACAACAAUGUUAACCGAAUUUUUUGCAAUGAACAGGCAGGAUGAUCAUGCAAAGUCUUAA